AACAGGCAAACAUAUUUUAUCUUUGCAAUGCCAUGUCAACAUCAAGGUGCACUGUGCCCUGUCCUGUAGUUUUUCUUUUUCUGCUUGUCUGCAGUGUGUACGAGGCUGAAGCAGCAGAAUCAAGAUGGCCGAAAGCCCACCAGUCAGCAACACUGCAGAGUGAAAUCAGGCUUGGCUCUGUGCUCAGAUGAUGACUGGGCUUCUAAAUGCCCCUCUGGCUGCAGAAUCGAGGGUUUGAUCUCAAAGAUGGGGAGAGAGGUGGAGAGGAAACUGAGGAAGGUGUGUAAGACGGCAAAGAUGUACGAAGACGCAGCUGAGAAGUCCAUGACGGAGAUGACACAAAUCUACAACGACAACCGGAGAGUCAUAGUCAACAGAUACACGUCCGAGCUUAAGUUUGUGGACCAUGCCGAAGGACUAGCCAGGAACCUCACGUCACUACGGAAACGAUCGUCUUGGCUGUCGCAGCAACUCGGUCAGCUGCGCCACAAUGUCCAGAAACAAAUGGAGGACUUGUAUCAAACAGAGGUGGACAUUGAUAUCAAACUGCGAGCCUGCCAUGGGUCCUGCCAGUUGGCGUUACCUUUCAGCAUAGAUCAUUCCAGCUAUCAGAUGCUUCAAAAUGACAUGGACCAGAUAGACAAGACUCUCAACAAAAGAAAGAAGACCGCUACUCCUCCUAAAAAUAUCCCUACUAUCAAUCUGCAGCAUAUAGAUGUAGGCCCGGCACCGUCUGCAGAGUACAAGACCAUCCCCAUGGUCAAGAGGGAACUGUUGACCCAGUUUGAGGACAUUGGACAGAACCAGGUAGUUCUGGAGAAGCUCCUGGAGGCGUCUGCAGAUAUUGAGGCUCUCGCUCCUACAGAGCUGGAAUGAAACGGUUUGACUGCAGAAGGGCUGACAGUGCAAUGGGAGUAAGUAAUGAAGGAAGAGAAGAAUAGGUGUUUCUUUUUCAUUUCACCAGCACACUGUAACAAUAUUCAAAUAAAUAUGAUAUAUGUUGUUUUA
Messenger RNA from Micropterus dolomieu (smallmouth bass), 1008 nucleotides. Its product is annotated as fibrinogen alpha chain. Lineage: Eukaryota; Metazoa; Chordata; Actinopteri; Centrarchiformes; Centrarchidae. The transcript is spliced from 4 exons. Gene Ontology annotation, cellular component: fibrinogen complex. Gene Ontology annotation, biological process: platelet activation; blood coagulation; protein polymerization. The coding region runs from base 247 to 876 and encodes 209 amino acids. The record is from RefSeq and is a predicted model, not a curated record. Gene Ontology annotation, molecular function: signaling receptor binding.